Molecule: messenger RNA, 1558 nt
Organism: Phyllotreta striolata
Lineage: Eukaryota; Metazoa; Arthropoda; Insecta; Coleoptera; Chrysomelidae
Source: the annotation of a GenBank genome assembly
GUCAAAUGUAAUUGCAAAUUUGUUUUGUAUGUGCAUUAGAGUGAUUUUUUUGAAAACAUUUUCGUUAUAUUUAUGCAUUCGCAAGUAGUUUUAGUCGAAUAUGGAUAAAAAUAAAUCGGAAUCUUUCAUUUUAAGCCUCAACGACAUCGGUCAGAAGAUAUGCACGUCUCAAAGCGAGCCAAAUAAAAAAUAUAUAUUAGACGACGACGGCAACAUGACUGAAUAUUUUCCUCAAGACUCCCUUUCCAGCGUUAAAAUCGACCAGCAAUGUACCGUAAGCGAAGAGGACAGCAACGAUACAAAUCACAGCGAUAACCAGAAUAUCAACUCAUUAGAAUAUCCCACGCAUUUGGGUAUAAUGAACUCCCUAGACAGCGUUACGGAAUUCGAGGAGAAUCUAAUGAACGAGCUGGACUCCGACUUAAUGAACCUCCAGUCACAAUACAUAAUGCAACACAUGGACAUCAGGGAGCCCUUGACGAAGUUGAGGAAACUUAUCGAAAAUAGAUUAGGCGUGGGGUUGCAGGGAUACGUUUUCGCUCUACAGGGUGUACAAAUUCUCGAAGACGAUAAAAAUUUAGUGGACCAGUGCGUACAAGGCGAGGGUUUAGUCCAAAUCAACGUGCAAGUACAGACGAAUUUGAAACGGAUAAAUAUCAUCGAUGUAUUGAAACCGGCCGAAGAUUACGUACAUAUCGAAGAUGCCAAAGAGGAGGAUCAAAAAGAGAGCGACAGCGAACCGGAGAAAACCCUCGAAACGGUCGACAAACCCAAAAACAUCGUUCAAUGGCAAGUCGACGUGAACUACAAGAAGGAACAGGAACGAUUGAAAAUCCCUUCGGAUCCCAAAGAUUGGAGCACCCUGCACGUGCGCCAUUGGAUCCAAUGGGCGGUGCGACAGUUCAAUCUCACCGAUAUCAAAUUGAGCGACUGGCACAUGGACGGCGGUCGAUUGAACGGGCUGACCAUCCAGGAUUUCCAGAAAAUCGUCCGCACCGAUCCGGGCGACGUUUUCUGGACGCAUUUGGAGUUGCUGAGGAAGAUGAAGGUCGUCGCUACGAAGAAAGAGCCACCUAAGCGGAUCAUACCGAAAGUAAUCAAAGUGAACAAGCCGGUGAAGAAGGACUUGAAAAUCCUGAAUUAUUCAACGAACGUGCGUUACUUCGAUCCUUCUACUUACACAACGGGCAACAACAAAACGGGCAGCAACGGGCAAAUCCAGCUGUGGCAGUUCCUGCUCGAGUUACUCACGUCUCGCGAAUACAAAACCGUCAUACAAUGGAUAGGUAAAGACGGCGAGUUCCGCCUGAAUCAUCCCGAAGUGGUGGCGCAUCUCUGGGGCGAGAGAAAGAACAAACCGACGAUGAACUACGAGAAGCUGUCGAGGGCCUUGCGGUACUACUACGACGGCGAUAUGAUAUCGAAGGUGCACGGUAAACGGUUCGUCUACAAGUUCGUCUGCGAUCUGAAGCAAUUGCUCGGCUACAGCGCCGUCGAAUUGGCCAAUUUGGUCAAGUACGGUUGUCCCGAUGAGAAAUGAACCUGGUCCUGUGAUAUU